Chanos chanos (milkfish) is the source of this 3452-nucleotide messenger RNA. RefSeq names its product discs, large (Drosophila) homolog-associated protein 4b (gene dlgap4b). The transcript is spliced from 12 exons. Gene Ontology annotation, cellular component: postsynaptic specialization; glutamatergic synapse. Bases 1 to 3444 code for a protein of 1147 amino acids. Gene Ontology annotation, biological process: signaling. NCBI's taxonomy places the organism in Eukaryota, Metazoa, Chordata, Actinopteri, Gonorynchiformes, Chanidae. The record is from RefSeq and is a predicted model, not a curated record. Gene Ontology annotation, molecular function: molecular adaptor activity.
AUGAAAGGUUACGGUCCCCAGCGCAGCCGCCAUCUCUCUGACGCCUGCGACCCGCCCGGAGAUCACUACCCUCCUGCCGCCACCCUACCUGGCAGCCCUUACCUGCUCACCCCUGACCACCGAGCAAUGGAGCACUAUGGCGCGCUUGACCCCCACCACUUCUCCCCGUCCCCCGCCCCUCCCGGCCUGCCCCCGGACUGCCUCAUGCCCCUCAAUAACCAGCUCUCCACCAGUAGCACCUUCCCCAGGAUCCACUACAACUCCCACUACCAGCAGGGGGACUUCUCACCCCCCGGCGGGGGAGACAGCAUCGGUGGCAUCAGCACGGGCACGCUGGGCACCUCCAUGUCCAUGGGCAUGGGGUUGGGAAUUGGCAUGGCAGAGAGUCAGAAUGCCAUGAUAACCAGUGGAUCUGCCACCAUAUCAGGCAGGGGGAAGAUGAACCGUUUGCCGCCCAACCUCUUGGACCAGUUCGAGAAGCAGUUGCCAGGGCAACGGGACGGCUUCAGCACGCUGCAGUUCCACCGGAGUUCGGCUGUGGCAACCACCAAGCAGCAGCAGCAGCAGCGUACAGACAGUCCCGGACGGAUCCGAUACUUGGUCCACUCCGUCCAGAAGCUUUUCGCCAAGUCUCAGUCACUUGAGAGCUCUGCUGUCAAGGGCAACCACAGCAGCCGCUCGGCCAAUGCCACCUCAUCGUCAGGAGGCGAGGAUGGCGGCAAGCAGCACCGUCGGAGCAAGAGCAAGGACCGGGCCAAGAGUGAGGGCACCAACAAACGCCGGCCACGUUCCAACAUGUCAGGGUACUGGAGCUCAGACGACCUGGACAGUGACAUCAGUAACUAUAGGAACCCCAUGGCGAUGAUGACACUGGGCCGGGAGAGCAGCAUGGGCGGGGUUGGGGGCGGGGCUGGUGGGAUGGUCCAUGGUACUGAGGGGAACUCCAGGUAUUUCAUGCAUGGUUACAACACCAUCAGUGAGCACACGCUCAAGUCCUCCAAAAGCAACAAUGACCUGAAACUCCAGGAGCUCCCUGCCCUCUUUGGCCCCGGGGGAGGGACCGGAGGAGGGAUCGGGGACGGUCAGUUCGGGAAGGGGAGCCCUUGGUCCACGCUAACCCUCGGGACGAACAGGCAGGUGUGUCAGAAGGGUUCUGCCACACUGGACCGCUCUCUGCUCAAGUCCAAAUCGUGCCAUCAGGAACUGGCCUGUAAUUACCUACAGGUCAGAGGCAGAAUGCCCUCUACCGGCGACUGGGGCGGAACUCUGGGAAGAAGCGGUGUUCCAGGGGAGAUCCCCUGUCGUAGGAUGAGGAGUGGCAGCUACGUGAAAGCCAUGGGGGACCUGGAGGACAGCGAUGACUCGGACAGCAGCCCCAAACCCUCCCCAAAAACCGCUGCCCGUCGUCAGAGUUAUCUACGCGCCACACAGCAAUCACUCAGCGACCAGCUUCCACCUCGGAAUCGUAUGUUGGAUUACUCCAUGCUGCAGGGCGAUCUGCAGGCCCUGUGGUCUCCCCUCCACAGCAUCGCAUCUCUACAACAGAUUGGAAGAUCUGUCAGUUGUCUUCCCUCUCUUAGAGAGUUCUCUGGGAACCGUAGUUUGGAUAAUCUGGACUGUAUCGGGGGCUCGUCUGGCUCUCCGUUCCCACGUUGGGAUGACGACGACUUCAGCCAAGGCUGCAGUACGCUCGGCCGCAACAGCUGCAUCAGCCAGGUGCGAGACCUGGAGCUGAGCCAGCGUUACGGAGACGAAUCCUGCUCGGAGUCUGUGUUUGGGGAAACCCACAUCCACACUCACUCACGGUCCCACUCGCGGGCUGACGAACCCCCUGACCUACCCAUGCCCACAUGCUUCCGAUCCCGUAGCCAUAGCUACCUACGCGCCAUCCAAGCAGGCUGUUCCCAGGACGACGACACGGCCUCGUUGGACUCGGAUUCCCCGCCUCCCACUGCCACCACUGUACGCACCUACAGCACCAGCACUGUUUCUACCUGUAUAACCACCUGUAAGAAAGUCGCCCCUCCCCCUGUGCCACCUCGCACCACCUCUAAGCCCUUCAUCUCUGUCACCGUCCAGAGCAGCACCGAAUCAGCCCAGGACAGUUACCUCGACAACCACGACAGAAAGAGCGAGGUCAACAGCCAAUCGGGUCACAGCAACUCCUCGGACAGCCUCGACAGCACGCGGGCUAACAGCUUGGCCAAAGGAUCGCGUCCCCAGCUUCCUGUCGCCACCCCUCGCGAGACCCAGACCCCCUCUGCAGUAGUAAUAACCCCGGAAACUCAGCACGACUCCAAAAAUGAUUCGGUGAAAGGCGGUCUCGGUUCAGACGAACCUCGGAUAGAACCCGUGCCACGCCGAAAACUGUCCUCCAUCGGUAUACAGGUGGACUGCAUUCAGGAAGCCCAGAGAGUAGAGACUCCGCCAUUGGCCAGAUUCCAGUCAAUUGGCGUGCAGGUGGAGGACGGCUGGCAACUCAGCCGGUCCAGUAGUAUGGCAUCUAAACAGGAGACAGACUCAGACACACAGGACCUUUCCCUGACCUCUGUCACCACCAUCACUAGUAUCUCCAAACCCACCGAGAAGAAAGUCAUGGUUAACAGCGCCAGCCAGUCGGUUGACUCGCCCACACAGCUCUCCCUGGACAACGGCGAAAAUGAUAUCGUCACAACCAGCGGCCCAUCCCGACAGCUCCUCACCAAUCGCUCCACAACCAGGAGCAGUUCCUCCUCCUUCUCCGAGAGCCUAGACCCUGCCCUCGACCCCUCCUCGCUGCCCCCUCCUGACCCGUGGCUGGAGAGCGGGAACGGGACAGGUAACGGCGGAACCUCCCAGCCGUUGUCAGGGGCAACAGGAGCUCCGGCGUGCAGGAGGGACGGGCACUGGUUCCUGAAGCUGUUGCAGGCGGAGACGGGAAGGAUGGAGGGCUGGUGUCAGCAGAUGGAGCAGGAAACUAAAGAACAUCAGCUCUCAGAAGAGGUGUUGGGGAAGGUGCGCAGUGCUGUAGGCAGUGCCCAGUUACUAAUGUCUCAGAAGUUCCAACAGUUCAAAGGGCUGUGUGAACAAAACUUGAAUGUGAACGCCAACCCGAGACCCACGGCCCAAGACCUUGCCGGGUUCUGGGACCUGCUGCAGCUGUCGAUAGAAGACAUCAGCCUCAAGUUUGACGAGCUGUAUCAUCUCAAAGCCAACGACUGGAGAGUAGACCGUGACUCCCCUGACAAACAGGAGAAGGCGGCCCCUCCAGUGCCAAAGAAGCCAGGGAAGAGUAAGUCAGGUCCAACCCGGGAGAAGAGCAGUGAGUCGGCAGACAAGCAGAGGCAGGAGGCACGGAAAAGACUCAUGGCAGCCAAGAGGGCCGCGUCGGUUAAACAGAACUCGGCCACAGAGAGUGCAGACAGCAUCGAAAUCUACGUCCCAGAGGCCCAGACCCGCCUAUGAGACAGACA